GCAUCUCUUGCUAUACUCAGAAAUUUCUCAUCAAUAGGGUGGGCAUACACCAUGUACCAUACCAUAACAUAUACUAGAUAGAACUGUGAUCACAGAGCUUAUUUGUUCUUGUAAAAUUACUAAGGUUGUUGAUUUUUCUAACCACCUAUAAAACCUCAGUCCCUACCCCAAAUUGCUUGAACCUGUUGUUUUUAUGGAAACGCAGUAAAUUCUUAAAUGUUUAAGAAGGUGCUCUGGAUGUCUCAAUGGGCCUGCUCAGCUGCCCUUUGGUCUGCAGCUGCAAGCUAGUUAGCUUAUGACACUGGAGAGGUGCUGUUUGGCUCCUGCAGCAAAAAAUGGUUGUUUGUAAUAGUCACAUAGGAUCCUUUUCUGUGUAGCUGAUUAAGGGAUUAAAAGUUACUUUUACUUUUCUAGUCUAGAAUAAAAUCAAUGUCGAUCUUUAAUAUCUUACAACUAUAAUGCACCAGUUUCGACAGCAUGGUUUUUAAAGCGGUAAGGCGCUCCAAGGCGUUGGACCAACGCCUAGGCGCCUAGGCGACGCCUAGGCGAGGUAGGCGGGCAAGGCGCCUAGGCGUCAGACCACCGCCCGGACGCCUAGGCGUCGCCUAGGCGACGCCUUAAAAACAGUGUUCGACAGUCGUCACGCGAGAAGUGCGUAGGUCUAUUCCCCUCCCUUACCAGUGGACCGUUAUCCCAUAGAUAGGCAGUGAAAACCACCCAAGCCCCUACCCCACAGAUGGGCCCUGAGGAACCACCCAAGCCUAACACGACAGGAAGCUACACGUAGCGCAACGCUCUCACAUAGUAUCACCUCGCUAGCUGAAGGAGGAUGAGCGACGGAGCGACUAAGCGAGCUAUAAAAAGGCGUGUCGGACUCCUUUUCAACUCAUACCUUUCUAGCCCUUUUGACUAAUAUAAAAUGUAAUAUUUGUUCUUGUGUGUUGUUACAACGUACGGACAUUGUACUAGUCUACCAUGAUUUUAAUGAUUGCAAUUGCAUAAUAGAUUAAGGUUAAGCUUCUGUGGUAUGAUUCAUGGACUAUGAAUGUAUUAUUAUAAUUUUGAUCCAAUCACAUGCUAAUGUUUGCGUGAUAGAGAAGAGGGAGACAUCAGGGCAUCAAAGUUGACCUGCAAUGACUGCCAUGAUUACAAUGACUGCAAUUGCAUAAUGGAUUAACAAUUAAGCUUCUGUGCUAUGACUCAUGGACUAUUUCCAUGCAUGUAGCUGAACAAAAAAUGGAAAAGGAACUAAAAGAACGCGAUGACAAAUAUCUUGAGCUGGAAACCAAGCUUCAGAGGCUUCUCAAGCGUGCAAAACAACGUAUACAAGAUAUACAAAAGGAAAAAGUUGAUCUGGAAGCUCGGUUUAAUGAAGUUAAUCAGAAGGCUGAGCAGGCUGCUUCUCUGCAAUUAGCAGCACAGCAGGAACUGGAACGUGCUCGUCAGCAGGCUAGUGAGGGCUUAAGAUCAAUGGAUGCUGAAAGACAGCAGUUGCGGACAGUGAACAGCAAGUUGAGGGCUAACCUCGAUGAGACACGGCUUGCCUUGGAGGUCAGAAACAGUUCUCUUGAGAAACUGCAACAAUCAGUGCUUGAGAAAGAGCAGUUGCUAGAUAAAGUCCAAGGAUCCCUUCAAUCUGCUGAAAAUAAGGGGAUGGCAAUAAUUUCAGAGCUCACUGCUAAGCAUCAGAAGCAAAUAGAAAGCUUGCAGGCGCAGCUAGCUGAAGUUUCUGCAGAAAGGACGAAGGCAUCUGAAACCAUACAAUCUCUACAGGUGGUAUUAACGGAGAAAGACUCAGAAAUAGCUGAAAUUGAAGCAGCAUCAACAGGUGAAGCUGCCCGGCUUAGAGCUGCUCUGGAGGAGAUGAAAGGGGAGCUUGUUCAUCUAAAGGAUGAACAUGAAAAAGAAAGGCAAAGCUGGGAGUCUACUUGUGAAUCUCUUAGGUCAAAGCUGGAAGCAUCAGAAAAUGCAUGCCUUAGAUCUGAAAAAGAAUCCGCCGAAGUUAAAAGUCAACUGGAAUUAGAGUUGUCAACACGAAGUCAAUUGUUACAAACCAAAGAUUCUGAUCUAAUGGCUGCAAAACAUGAGAUUAGUCGACUGGAAAGUGAAUUUUCUGCAUACAAGGUCCGGGCACAUGCACUUCUGCAAAAAAAGGAUGCUGAGCUUACCGCAGCUAAAAGUUCAGAUUUCAUUAAAGAACAUGAAGAGGCCAUAAGGGAAGCUGAAAAGGAGGUGGCAGCUGCUUUAGCAGAAAGAGAUAAAGCAAUAGAUGAUCUCCAAAAGGCAGAAUCCAGACAUGGUGAUGAGAUUGAGGCAAGAGAUAUGGCUCUUGCUGAUGCUGAGAAAAAGCUAAAGGAUGUAAUGAAGAAGUUAGAUUCUGUUACUUCUAAUUUCAUCUCAGAAAAAGGGUCCUGGGAGAAAAAUUUGAUGAAUGUAGAGGAAAGCUGGAGAUUGAAAUGUGAGUCUUUGAAGGUUCAGAGCAAUGACCAUGUCGAUGAUGAACUAAAAAAGAAUUUAGGAGAGCUGACACUAAAAUAUGAGAAACUGAAGGAAGAGCAUCAAUCAUUCCGUGAUAUUGCUGAUAGAAUGAUUGAAGACAAGGAACGAGAGAUAACUAAACUCCUCAAGGAAAACAGGGACCUUCACCAGUCUUUAGAUGCUAGACCAACAGUUAGCAACAAUGAUCAUCAAAGUCAAGGACCUGUUAAGGAUACAAUGAGUGUUGAAUUGGCUGAGCAACAAAUUUUGCUUCUCGCAAGGCAACAAGCACAACGAGAAGAGGAAUUGGCUCAGUCACAGAGGCAUAUCUUAGCACUUCAACAAGAAAUUGAAGAGCUCGAGCGUGAAAAUCGUCUCCAUGAUCAACAGGAAGCAAUGUUGAAAACCGAGCUUCGCAAUAUGGAGAGAUCACAAAAGCGAGAAGGAAUAGAUAUGACAUAUCUCAAAAAUGUGAUUCUAAAACUUCUUGAAACAGGGGAAGUGGGAGCGUUGUUGCCUGUGGUUGGGACGUUACUACAGUUUAGUCCUGACGAGCUCAAGAAGUGCCAGCAAGGUGUCCUUUCGAGUGUGGUCUCUUCACAAGCUACUGCAGUGUCAGAUGGCACAACCACACAGAAUUCGUUCUUUGCAAGAUUCUCGUUCUGAGGCAUUGCCCUCGAAGAUCAGCAGUUUAGCUGGGGGAGAGGAUGUCCUGAGCCUUCAGAUUCACAGUUUUGUUGACCGUAGAAAACGUUUAUUCAUUUAUUAGUUACAAGCGUCCUUACCCCACCCCCCCCCCCCCCCCCCUCUCCUUUUGUAAAAGUAGUGCAUAUAGCAGGAUUAAGAUAAACACAUGUAAUGGAGUAUAUAUUGUGCAACUGCCAUAUAUUAUAUGAUAUAUAGCGGCUCAUAUUAGGUUGCCGAA
Zea mays is the source of this 3403-nucleotide messenger RNA. Its product is annotated as protein GRIP. The record is from RefSeq and is a predicted model, not a curated record. The transcript has 21 exons. Gene Ontology annotation, biological process: reciprocal meiotic recombination. Bases 1216 to 3144 code for a protein of 642 amino acids. Lineage: Eukaryota; Viridiplantae; Streptophyta; Magnoliopsida; Poales; Poaceae.